GCCAAAUAUUAUUUCUUUGAACUGUCAUAUCGGUUGAUAAACUGUCAAAAAACUAUUGUCCUCUAUAAAUGGUCACUUGCGGUCAACAGCGUGUCAUAGUGCCAAUGGCAACGGUAACAAAUCCUUUUGUCAGCGGCAACAACAAUUUCGGCGGGUCGUCAACAAAACCAAAAAUCGCUUUUAGCAUCGACUCGAUAGUUGGUGACGCACCACCAGCCUCGCCGUCGUCAUCGUCAGUUCGUUGUGACAGCCCACCGGAGCGGCCAUUGAGCUCGAAUAGUAGCGGAAGUAAUUGCCAAAUACAAUAUCACCAACAAAAACAACCUUCUUCUCAGCAUCAGCAGCCAUUAGAAUUAAGAAACAGUGAGGAUUUCCGACCAAUCGAUGGCGGAGAUUCUGACAGGCGAAAUGUCAAUUCCUCAUCACCGUUAUCAGCAACACCACCGCCAUCAUCUUCGCACACGACACCACCGGUCACUUUGAAUGGCAGGCCCAUUGUAGUGCCCGGUCUGCCAGCUGGACUGAUAAGACCGUUUCCCCUGCAGCCACCGAGUGAUUUGAACAAACCCAAUUCACAGCCACCACAUCAUCCGGCGCCGCUUCCACCGGGAUAUAUCAAUAAUCAAGAAGCGGGCUUAUUACGAUUACCUCAUCAUGGAGCACCGAAUCCUCAUUUUCUAGCCGCCCAAUUUCAAAUGGCUGCAGCUUUAGCCCAUCAGCAUGGACAGGCUGGACCUGGGAUAAUGUUUCAUCCAGCAUCACAUCCGCAAUUUGGUGGAGGAAUGGUCAGAGAUAGUUAUCCACUUUAUCCAUGGCUGUUAAGUCGACAUGGGAGAAUAUUUCCACCAAGAUUUCCUGGCAAUUUCCUGUUGCAGCCAUUUCGAAAACCGAAAAGAAUCCGAACAGCAUUCUCGCCGACACAAUUACUUAAAUUGGAGCAUGCUUUUGAGGGCAAUCAUUAUGUGGUUGGAGCCGAAAGGAAGCAAUUGGCACAAGGACUCAGUUUAACAGAGACACAGGUGAAAGUGUGGUUUCAAAAUCGUCGAACUAAACACAAACGAAUGCAGCAAGAGGGUGAAGGCAAGGGUGAGAAUGAUGGCGAUCAAAAGGGUUCACACAACGACAAUACCCAAAGUAGUUUUGAAGAAGAAGAUGCCGAAGAGGCUGAUGAGGAUGAAGAUGAAGUUAUCGAUAUGGAUGAUUGUUCGAGUGAUGUCGAAGCAGAUGAUAAAGACUUUCACCAACAGCAGCAACAAUUUGCUCAACAAUUCCAACAACAUCAGCAACAACAACAAUUUCUGCAACAUUCGUAUUUGCUGCAUCAACAUCAGCAGCAACAACAACAACAGCAACAGCAGCAGCAAAUGCAACUGCAGGGCCAGCAAUAGAGGGAGGAGUGUGAAUUGGAAAGGGGCCAAGGUUUCACGCGUGUGUCGUUCGAUUUUAGUUGUAAAUGUUUUGUGUUCCUUUUGUUUAUAAACAAAAACAAGAAAAAAAAAAAAGAAUUAAGUAAAUUUAAGAAAAUUAACU
Episyrphus balteatus (marmalade hoverfly) is the source of this 1530-nucleotide messenger RNA. RefSeq names its product homeotic protein empty spiracles (gene E5). The record is from RefSeq and is a predicted model, not a curated record. NCBI's taxonomy places the organism in Eukaryota, Metazoa, Arthropoda, Insecta, Diptera, Syrphidae. The transcript is spliced from 3 exons. Gene Ontology annotation, biological process: regulation of DNA-templated transcription; brain development; central nervous system development. Gene Ontology annotation, molecular function: DNA-binding transcription factor activity, RNA polymerase II-specific; DNA binding. Bases 69 to 1388 code for a protein of 439 amino acids.